Molecule: messenger RNA, 1743 nt
Organism: Verruconis gallopava
Lineage: Eukaryota; Fungi; Ascomycota; Dothideomycetes; Venturiales; Sympoventuriaceae
Product: casein kinase II subunit alpha, variant
Exons: 3
Coding region: 245-1198 (317 amino acids)
Biological process (GO): DNA damage response; protein phosphorylation; regulation of transcription by RNA polymerase III
Cellular component (GO): protein kinase CK2 complex; nucleus; cytosol
Molecular function (GO): protein serine/threonine kinase activity; ATP binding
Source: RefSeq, a predicted model, not a curated record
CACAGCCUCUUUGACGACCGUCAAGAAUCCUGCUACGUAAACUUCCUGGCCGCCCACAAUCGCCACGACUUCCAAACGUCUUUCCUUGCUCACGGCUACGGCGACUGAUCCAGAACUGCCUUUCAUCGCUCUACUGUACUUGUCAACCCGCCUCAUCCAAAGAAGUACACGAAACGCGCUGGACCGCUAACGUUAAGACGUUACCCUUCCUCAACUGGCCUCGUCCAGUUGAACCAUCCUCGCCAUGGCGCGCGUCUACGCAGAUGUAAACGCGAACAUGCCGCGCAGCUACUGGGACUAUGACAGCGUCAACAUAUCCUGGGGCGUGCUGGAGAACUACGAGGUCGUGCGCAAGAUCGGUCGCGGCAAGUAUUCGGAAGUCUUCGAAGGAAUCAACAUCGUCAACUAUCAGAAAUGCGUGAUCAAGGUCCUUAAACCCGUGAAGAAGAAGAAGAUAAAACGUGAGAUCAAGAUUCUACAAAACUUAAGCGGUGGUCCGAACAUCGUUGCGCUGUUGGAUGUCGUACGUGACAAUCAGAGUAAAACGCCAUCACUUAUAUUCGAAUACGUAAACAACACCGACUUCCGUACUCUGUAUCCCAGGUUUACCGACUACGAUGUCCGCUACUAUAUCUACGAGCUCUUAAAAGCUCUUGAUUUCUGCCACUCGAAGGGCAUCAUGCACCGCGACGUCAAGCCGCACAACGUCAUGAUCGACCACGAAAAGCGAAAGCUACGCCUCAUCGACUGGGGCCUUGCCGAAUUUUACCACAAGGGCACAGAGUACAAUGUCCGUGUGGCGUCCCGUUACUUCAAGGGCCCUGAGCUCCUCGUGGAUUACCAGGAAUACGACUAUUCUUUGGACAUGUGGAGCUUGGGCGCGAUGUUCGCCAGCAUGAUCUUCCGGAAGGAGCCCUUCUUCCACGGCAACUCGAACCCGGAUCAACUUGUCAAGAUUGCGAAGGUGCUUGGGACCGAAGAGCUGUUUGACUACCUUGACAAGUAUGACAUCGAGCUGGAUCAGCAAUAUGAUGACAUCCUGGGAAGAUUCCCGAAAAAGAGUUGGCAUAGCUUCAUUACCCCAGAGAAUCAGCGAUUUGUGAGCAGUGAGGCGAUCGACUUUCUAGACAAACUGCUUAGAUAUGAUCACAUGGUACAAACGUCAAUACAGAUCAUUGAGCGAGUAUCAAAAUACUAAUCAUUUGGAAGGAACGCUUGACUGCAAAGGAGGCCAUGGCACAUCCGUACUUCGCGCCAGUUCGGCAGGCUGCCGCUACAAAUCACACAUCCGGGUCCAGCUGAUGUACUUGAAAAAGGCCGUGUCGAUAGCUUAUCAGAGUGCAUACGAAUUCCGAAUCGCCGGCUUGCAUAUAUGGUUGAGCGUAGCCGUUGCCGCGCUUGGGGACUCAUUCAAUAGGCAGGUCCCUUUCGCUAACCCCGCAUGAUAAGGACCUCGAUGAAGCGAUCUUCUACAGUCUGGAGCGUUCGAUUAUUCCAGUGUCGAAGUCCUGACGAGACGAUCCUUGAACCUAAAAGCAUGGGUGGAAAAACUUGCUCUACCUUCUGCUAUCGGUGAUUCGGAGGCAGCGGAUGGUCUUUCUCUACACUUAUGAGUGGUUGUGCGUGUUCGACAUCGUGGGCUUCGGGUUAGCUUGGAAAGAAACUCAUAGUAAUACGAGAUGCUAGCAUAGGAUACCAUCCCCAGUAGAUAGGAGCCUGUAAUAUCUUUGACCAUGCUUGACG